UUAUGUGCUUUGUGACUGUCUUGUCUUGCAUUUAAAUGCCUUUAGCCAUGUUGUCCUCAUGAGGACAUGAGGCAAAAUGGAUUAAACUACCCAAGACUGCACUCUGGCAUUUUUAAGUUAGAUUCUGGAGUGGUGCCUAUAACUGUCUUUAUCUUUUUCCCAUUGAUCUUUUCUAAAGGUUAUUUUCUGUGUGGCUAUCUCUCUGUCUACGCUAAACCCAACACUCUGUUUCCAAAAAACUCUAUAUUGGAGUCAUCUGAUCAUAGUACCCUGUCCUAUUGAAAGUUCCAGUAAUUGUUUGGCAAAAUGUAGGCGCUUGAGCUUGUUGUUUGAUGCCAGUAAAGGAUUUUUUAUGGCAACCCUCACGAAAAAUGUGUGCUUUUGUAGGUGGUGUCUGAUGGUAUUUUUGGAGAAUUUCUUACCCCAAGACCCAACCAACGUCUGCAGUCCUCCAGCUGUGACCCUUUUAGAUUCUUUGGCCACUCAAACCCCCGUCCUCACUGUGGGUGGGGUCAAUGUAGACGCACGUCCUCUUACAGGCUGAUUGUUUACAUCUCCAGUUGCUUUAGACUUCUUCAUUAUGGCCUUGAUGCUGGAAAUUGGCAAUUUUCAACUAUUGAGCAAUUCUUUUUGUAGCCAUUUGCUGAUUUGUGCAGCUCAACAACCUUUUGUCGCACAUCAUUACUGUAUUCUCUGGUCUUUCCCCUAGUGAUGGAUGACUAUAGGAAUUUGUGUGUCACCUCAGUCAGGUGAACUCAAAAACGUAUAAAAUAUGAAUGGGAAUAUACUUCAGGUAGAUUCUACACAUUGAUAUCCCUAUUGAUAUCCCUGCUGUGAAGUGUAAAUUAUAUUAAAGUGGUUUUCCUCCCUGAAUUGCAUUACAUUUUCCAGAAUAUUCCCCUUAUUUAUGUCUAAGUCCUUUAAUAAGCAAUUGGACCAAAACAAAUAUGGAUGUGAUGCUGACUGUAGAAAAAAAACAAAGAAACUUCUAACCCAACAACUUUAAUGGAGGCAAGUUUACAGAUGUAUUCUAAAUACAGUUUUUCCACUACAGGUUCAAUUGAUGAUAUGUUGGGAGACCUGUUGGGAGAUGAUGAUUUCCCAGUGAAGGCCAAAGCUUCAGCACUUAAAGCGGGGAGACCAGGAGCUCCCCUACCAUCACGCAGUGGACAACUCUCAUUGUUUGAAGACAGUGACUUCUUCAGCAAACUGGCUGAAGAUGUUGAAAAUGAUAAUGAGGGGUCUGAUGUUUCUGAGGCUGAUCCCAGUGCCUUACUGGCUGGCAUGAAGGACAUAGAUGAUAUGGAUGCUGAUCUCUUUGAAUCUAAGAAGAAAAACAUCCCCACCUCAGCUCAGAGUAAAGCCUCCAGCAAUGGAGGACCUUUGAAAGAGCCUCCUAAAUUAGGGGAAAUGCAGAAAGGAAGAGGAAUCUUAGAUGAGCCAAGCAUUGAGAAGAAGCCCAGUUCUGCUCCUGCAUCUACAGCUCGCAGCUACAAGAAGUUCAGUUUUAAUGGUGAUGAUGAUGAUGAUGAUGUUUUUGCCCCAACAACUGACGCAAAAGACCUUGAUGACCCUCUGGCAGAUCUGUUUGACGAUCUACCCAUAGAAAGUACCUCAAAGAUCCCCACAAAGCCUAAUCCAGAGGUAUCUGGGCAGUCUGCCCAAGGGUCCCCCAUCAUAAAGAAAAAAGGAACAGCCUCACCAGCUCCAGUUUCAAAGAAGCGAGACGAACUUAUGUUUGAUGAUGAUGAGGAUGACCUGAUGGAUGCGUUGGGGUUUGGGGAGAGUCCCAAACAGAGCCCUAAAAAGGAGAUUGUUCUCACACCAAAAAAAGAGAGCAGUGAGCCCCCUCAGAGAGCACGCACCAGGCUAGAUGAGAUCCUAGGGCGUGGGACGUCCCCUCGCCCCCUGGAGCGGCCUCCUAUGGUGGAGAGGAAGGAGCCUCCACAACAGGAGAACCAGCAGCAACCACACCAGGAGAAGAUCCCUGCGACUAAAGACCCCUUGGUAGCAGACAACCUGACGUUUGGUUCCUAUCAGCCCACACUGGUCAGUACAGCAGAAGGGCGUCAGUCCCGCAGGCAGUCGGUCAGGUUCUCCACUGAGGACAUCAGUGCCACUUCUCCGGAAAACAAAUCCAAACCCAUCACGCCUGUCCGCUCCCGGCCUGCUGCGGACUGGCUUGGGCUCUCCCAGGAUGAUGAGGAAGAGGAGGACGAAGAGGAAGAGCCCUCGCCCGCACCAGAAUUACUGAAGAUCACUUCCCCGCCGUCAGCUGGAAACAAGCCUUCCUUGUCCGGCAUCCACGUCACACCCGCGACAACGCUGCCGACGGAGACAUCCACCGCCAAACCCUCUAAGCCAACAGGAUCCAGUGCCGAAGACUCUGCCAGCCAUAAGGAAGAAGGUGAUUGGCUAUCAGGGGCCUUGAGCAGGAAAAAGACUCAAUCAUCCAAACGGUCAGAGGAAAAGAGGACAACCCAGGAAGACAUUCUGGGCCUUGGAGAGGAGGUGAACUUGGACUCGUUUCUCAGUAAACGCGGUUCUUCACCAGCUUCAGGGAGAAAAGACACAUCCAGCCCCAACAAGGACCCAGGAGAUUCUUCUCCUCCCAGGGAGGCCUCCCACAGACCUGCCAGCCCUACUGCUCAUUCUACACCAGGGAGGAAGGAGGACCCGUCCAGGCCCGUACCACGGCACAGCGAAAUGCAGAACACUUCACCUGCUGUCCAACCACAGGUUGCUCUUUCAGCAGACAGUUUGCAACAACUCCUACUACAACAACAGCAGCAGUUGCAGUCCCAAUUGCUGGGGCUAGGGGGAGCUGUGGAUAUAGCUGGGCUGCAGAAACAGAACAGGGAGACUGAGAAACAGAGUGGAGAUCUAGCUUUACAGGCCCAAAUCAUCAAACUGGAGGGACAGGUGAGGUCCCUACAGCUGGAGCUGGACCAGACCAGGAGGCUGCUGGAGAGUGUUCAGCAGAGACACAAACAGGACAUUGAGCUCAUGGAGAAUACGCACAGGGCUCGUGUGAAGCUGCUGGAGGACUCCGUGGCACAGCGAGAGGCACGGGCGCGACAGGAGUGCGAGGACCUUGCUGAGCGUUUGGCCACGGUCACGCGUAUAUCGGAACAGGAGCGGAUGGAGCUGCAGGCACAGCACCAACGCAGACUGGCCCAAACCCAGCAGGACCGCGAUCGAGAAGUGGAGAGACUCCGGGACCUACAGCAUAAGUCUAUUUUGGAGAUGAAGAGGGACCAUGAGGAUCAGAUCCAGAGGCUGAAGAGAUUAAAAGAUGAGGAGAUUGAUGCUGUGACCAGUGCCACAUCUCAAACCAGAUCCCUGGCGGUGGUCAUUGAGCAAAUGGAGCAUGUCUCUCACAGGCUGGGGGACCUUUCGUCUCGGGUGGAAAGCACCCAUGAGAAUACGUCUCAGGGCCUGGAGCAGGGGGCACGGCAAAGAGAUGAGCACCUCAGAGGCAUUAUAUCACUUCUAAAAUGCUCUAUUCAUUUUCCAUUUGUCAGAAUGAUCGGACGUUAUGCAAAAGUCAACUUUCACUUUCUACUUUUGUCAGUGAUGCAGGGCCAUCUGGGCCAGCAGCAGAGGGCCAUGGCAGAAGAAACAGCGAGACUAAAAGAAGUCAUUGCCAAGAUGGAGACCCAGCUGGCUGAGCAGCAGAGGCAACUAGAGAAGGAGCGCUGGAGGGUAACUGCAGAGCAGGCUAAGGCUGACUCUUCUCAGAGAGGCCUGGAUGAGGAAAGACGCUCUCUGACUCAGCACAUCAACAUGGAGCGAGAGGAGCUGGAGAGGGCCAAGAAUGCCCUGUUGGAAGAGCAGCAGCAGGUCAUGCAGCACUGUGCGGAGGAGCGGAGGAAGCUGGCGGCUGAGUGGGCCCAGUUCCACGCCCAGGAGAAGCAGAGGCAGGAACGGGCAGAGCGGGAGGCCAGCCGGGCGCUGGAGAGGGAUGCCCAGAGAGAGAGCUCCAUCGUUAGCAUGGCACAGGAGCAGGCAGACCUGAAGCUGCGUGCUGGAGAGCUCAAGCAGCGAGAAGAAGCUGUUGUGCGGGAGAGGGAGUCCCUGGAGAGACAGAGACAGGAGCUGGACAUGGAAAAGGAGAAGCUGAGGGGCACAGCCCUGAGGCUAAAGACACGCGCCCAGGAGGUCGAGGCCUUCAGCAAGCUGGCGUCUGAGAAAUAUGAGCAGGGGGAGGAGGCCCUGCAGGAGGCCAGGCAGGCACAGACUGAGCACCAGGCCAGGCUUAGGAGCAUCCAUUCCCAGAUGGAGAGACUGAGGCAGCAGGAGCAGCACCUCCACCUGGAAAGAAUAAAGAUGACGGAUCAACAUAGAGAAGUGGACAGGCUGAGGCGCAACCUUCCAGUAAACACCGUACCUCAGUCUAUGACGCCCAUAUUCACAGAUGUCAGCCCAGUGUUAACAGGACCUGAAAUGGCUUCCACAAUGACAUUACCCCAGCCCACAUCCCCCAGCAACAGUCCUGGAUAUACAGAGCUCCAGGCGAGACUGGCCCUGCUCAAGCACACUGCAGAAAAGGAUCGUGACUUUCUGCAGGAUGAGCAGUUCUUCUUGGACACACUGAAGAAAGCGCCUUACAAUACAGAUUGACUGCAGGGCUUUUACAAUUGUGAUAUUUAAUACAUUAAUGUGCCAUUAAAGAUGUCUGCAUUUCACUG
Molecule: messenger RNA, 4691 nt
Organism: Esox lucius (northern pike)
Lineage: Eukaryota; Metazoa; Chordata; Actinopteri; Esociformes; Esocidae
Product: fas-binding factor 1 homolog
Exons: 27
Coding region: 1006-4623 (1205 amino acids)
Biological process (GO): establishment of epithelial cell polarity; cilium assembly
Cellular component (GO): ciliary transition fiber; ciliary basal body; centriole
Source: RefSeq, a predicted model, not a curated record